AUGACUCUUUUCCUUGGUAUUUACAAGGCAAUCUAUCAAUAUGAGCCGCAAUCGGAAGAAGAGUUGGCUCUUGAGGAAGACGAUCUGCUGUACUUAUUGCAGAAGUCCGACAUCGACGAUUGGUGGUCUGUAAAGAAGCGAGUGAUCGGUUCAGAUGCCGAGGAACCGGUUGGUCUUGUUCCUAAUAACUAUAUUGAACCGGCAGGGGUGACUUCCACCGCAAAAGCGCUAUUUGAUUAUCCCGAGGUACAGAACGCAGACGAAGAAAUCGCGUUCAAUGAAAACGAUAUCUUCGAUAUUUAUGAUUCAAGAGACCCCGACUGGAUUUUGUGCCGCUUGCAGAGAACUGGGGAAUGUGGAUUUGUCCCGGGCAAUUAUAUAGAGGAAAUGUCAGGGAUUGCGUCAGCUGGUGCUGGUAUAGGUGCCGGCGCUGCUACAGUACCCGCAGCGAUUCCAGUGGCGCCACAGACAUCAACGGUUAAUGCCAGUAGCUUUCCUCCCCCUCCUCAGCAUGUUACCAAAACUUCUCAAGCAGUACCACCAGCAAUAUCGACGCCUUCGUUUGAUCAGGACAAUGAAGACUUGGAUUACGCUUCCGCCGAUGAGGAUGACGUGGCUGCACCUCCAAAGCCUACGAGACCUCUGGCUGAUGAGCCUAAAAAUCACUCAUCUACGAUUGACCACUACCAAAACGUUACGAGUGAAGCAACUAAUCAAGAGCCCAGCCAGGAAAGCACUCGCUUCCAAACCUGGGAGAUAUCUGAAGUGGUUGGAAGAAAGAAGCACAAGGCGAAGUUCGCGAUUGGAAGAAACACCAUUUUUUUCACUCCCUCCAAGGGCACUCCUCAACAAUGGCCCAUCGAUGAUCUAAUGACUUAUGAUAACGAAAAGAAGCACAUUUUCUUUGAGUUUUCAAACCCCUAUGUUAACCUUGAAAUUCAUACUGGCUCUACCAGCGUUGCCAAUGAAAUAAUGGCUGUUUUGGGCGAGCUCAAAGGUGCUUAUCAUGCCAGCGGCUUGCGGGAAGUGGAAGCAGCAUCAAAGGCAUCCACUAAAACCUCGCAAACGAAGCAAGGAAAGGUAGUCUACGAUUUUAUCGGCGAGUCAGGCGAUGAGCUGACGGUUAAAGAAGGACAAGUUGUGCAUAUCCUGGAUGACAAGAGGUCACAGGAUUGGUGGAUGUGUGAGCUGCCUGAAACUGGCCGCAAGGGCGUUGUCCCAGCACAAUUCAUCGAACCAAUUAAUCAGCUCUCCUAUAUGGCGAGUUCUCUCAAAGACUUGACGAAGUCCAAUCAGAAGACGUCUAGCAAAAACUGGAAAGACGAUAGCGAUCAAACAGUUUCAAAAAAAAGUUCUGCCAGAAAAAGAGCUUCAUCUAUAUUGCAUGGGAACAAGAAGAAAGACUCUAGCAAGAAGAAGGAAGAAGAUGGUAAAAAGCAAAAAGAGUACCCAGAUUCUAAGAAAACUCGUGUAUGGGUUGAUAGAAGCGGAACGUUCAAAGUUGAAGCUGAAUUUAUAGGCUGUGUGGAAGGUAAGAUUCAUUUGCAUAAAGCAAAUGGAGUCAAAAUUGCUGUAGCUGCCGACAAACUUUGCACGGAGGACUUGGAACGUGUAGAGCAAAUGACCGGCACUUCAUUGGAUAAGUACAAGCCAAAAAGUACAAGUGUCAGCUCUUCUUCUGCAAGAGAUAAAGAACGUGAAAGAAGAAGAAAGGUUAAGGAGCAUGAAGAUCGCGAACGUGAGCGCGCUCAACGAGAUUCAGAUCGGCUGCUACGAGAAAGGGAGCUCGAUGAACUGAGAAGAGCCCGGGACCUCCUCGAUAAAGAAAGAGAACUUCUUCGUGCAGCUCAAGAGAGAGACCUUCCUCCUAUACAACCCCCAAGACCUUCCGCUACUCCCGAACAGACUUCGGCCAAGCCAGCGGCAAAGUCGGUCCCUAAGCCUGUUGAAUAUGAUUGGUUCGAAUUUUUCUUGAACUGCGGAGUUGAUGUUAGCAACUGCCAACGCUAUACCAUCAAUUUUGAACGAGAGCAAAUUUCAGAAGAAAGCUUACCUGAUAUCCAACCUUCUAUUCUGCGAACACUGGGUCUACGUGAAGGUGAUAUCAUUCGCGUUGUGAAAUAUCUCAACCAGAAGUUCGGAAGGGAGACGACUCAACUUCCUACAGCUACCGGAGGGUUGUUCUCCGAACCAGAUGGCUCUCUUAAGGUUUCUCACACUGGUAAGACAGGCGGGCUGUCAGAAAAUCUACUACCUCAACAAGCGGGCCCUUCGGUGGGACAGGAUGAUGACGCUUGGACCGUGAAGCCCGCGGCCACUACUGAAGCAGCGAUGCCACCUCGGAGAUCAGAGUUUACAGGAUCAAUGCAGGACUUACUUGACCUUCAGCCACUAGAACCAAAGAAAGCACCACAACCCAAUUUCAAAGACUUGGAAGCCAUCAAAACUGGUUCGUCCAGGGCUGAAAGCAACUUGGCUCCAGAUAAAACUGGCACUUCGAUGGCACCCCUGGAUCCCUUCAAGACCGGUGGUCAUAAUCUACUGCCUGUAGCUACUGGUGGGUUUGUUAUGGUGCCUGUCAGUACAGGUGGCCUAUUACCAUUCCAGAGAACUGGAGGUUUGCCAUUUCCUCAAACUACUUUUGGAAUGCAACCAACUGGUACGAUUUUGCCUGUACAGAAGACCGGCAGUGGGUUGAUGCCUGUCAACACGGGAGGUCUUGUUCCACAAACAACGUUUGGAUUGCAGGGUUUUUCGAACCCAAUGCCCCUACAGAGAACUGGGAAUACCAUUCCUGCUCAGCAAGCUCAGUAUUCAGGAGCAAUGAUGGGAUUGCAGAGUACUGGUGGACCAAUAUCAAUGCCUCAAACUUCUUUCGGCAUGCAAGCUACGGGAGCCACGCCUUUUUCAACAAAUGGCAAUGUCAUGCCCUUACAAAGAACUGGAGGUAACGCACCUUUUGGACUAGGGAGUGGAGGGUUUCAAUCAGCUCCUCCACAAACCAGUUUUGGAGUGCAAUCCACUGGUGGAUAUGGUGCCACCUUACAACCUGGUUUUUCUAACCACUUGACAGGAGGACCGGCUAUGAUGCCUCAAUCCACUUUUGGAAACCAGAUGACCGGGGGUGCUAACAUAAUGCCUGUCAACUCCUUUGCAAAUCAAUAUACGGGAAGUGUGAACCCUGCUCCCCAACAUCCGUCCACUGAUCCCAAUUCUAUGUUCGGUAACAUGGGGCCACAUACUACUGGCGGCAUGGGAAUCAUGCCCCAAAACAGUUUCAAUAUUCAGCGGACGGGUGGAAUGCACCAACUUCCUCCUCAACCGAAUCAGACCGCUAAUUUUCAACCUCAGUCACAAUUUGGUAUGCACUUGCAAAGAACAGGCGGUGCUUCGUUGCCCCCAAUUUCAUUCAACACUGGGGGUGCUAUGCAACAACAGCAGCCAUUGAGCAAUGUAUUGACGGGCGGCGUUAAUCAACUCAACAACAUGUUCCAGAAUUCUUCCAUCUCCCAGCCAGCGCUUCAAUCUCAGCCUACGGGGUUUGGGUUUGGUAAUGGCCCUCAACCUCAGCAGAGACAGGCCAACUUGUAUAAUGCAAGCACAGACAAUCCUUUUGGAUUCUGA
This is a messenger RNA of Lachancea dasiensis, 3624 nucleotides long. The record is from the annotation of a GenBank genome assembly. NCBI's taxonomy places the organism in Eukaryota, Fungi, Ascomycota, Saccharomycetes, Saccharomycetales, Saccharomycetaceae.